AUGGUCAAAAACAGCAGCAGUCUUUGCCAGCAGGUCAACAAUUUGCCCACUAUGACCUUUUCAUCCCCCUCUUCUUCGGAAGUUGAGAACAGCAGCAACUGCCGUUUAGCAGUGUCAAGUGGAUUCUUUUCCGACUCAACUCCUUCCUCCUUGGUUUACUCUGAGGCGGCAAAACUGCAACAACAGCAGCAACAACAGCAGCAGCAGUACAUCGGCUUGCUGACCAGCUCAGAAAUGCCACUAAAAAACCAGUCAAAUGGACUUGUUCUGCCACCUCCGGCGCUCAACUUCAACUUUAGCAGCAGCAGCAGCAGUAGUAGUAGCAGCAGCAGUCAAACUGCCGCAGUAGCCAAAACGAGCAGUAAAUCAGGCGGCGGCAAAUCGGCGAUUAAGUCGCUGCUGCUAGGCUCUCCUUCUUCAUCAUCAUCACCUUCUUCUCAGCAUAUUUCGUCUACAUCCUCGCCGAUUUCAAGCAAGGUAAACUGCACGCAAACUGCUGCUGAUGAGCUGCUAAACAGGGGGACCUCUAUUGUGAAGGGUGACCACACCACCAUCACGGUAAAUCAGAUCUCAGUGGGCGGCGACCGAAUUGAGCUGAUGUUCACCAGCAAGGCGCCGCCCGCCAUGGGCGCCAUUGAUAUCGCUGACAUGCCAGUGCUCACCACUACCACGCCCAGUCGACAGCAGCAGCAACCACUGAUGACUAAAAAGGCGGAGAUGAAGGGCGAAAAAGCUAAGGUGAAAACCACCACAGAGACGUCAGCGCUGCGGAACGCUGAGAUUGUCAUUAAUGAGGUGGCCACCAGUGUCAGAUCGACGAUUUCCGAGCACUGUGAACAGAAGUUUGCUGCCAAAACAGAAGCUGUUGAGGGAAACUCAUCAAACUCAUCAUUGCUGCAUAUGAUGGCAACCUCUGAAGAGAGUAAAUUUACUCAAACCGCAACAGAUUCGACUUUUGCCUUUGCGGAGAACUGCUCGCAGAUGAUGCUUUUGGCCGAUGUGGCGGAGAGCAGUUGUCAAAAAAUUGCAAUUGGCGGCAGCAAUCAACAACAACAGCAGCAACAUUUGCCCGUCAACCUCUUUGACCCAUCAUCAUCAUUAGCAGCAGCUUCUUCUUCCACCACUUUUGAGCCUUCCCCAUCAUCACCAAACGACGUCGACGUCUUUAUUGGCAACAGCAACAACAGCUCCUGCAACCCCGACAAUGACAUUUCUCAGUUUAUCAAUCACUCUUUUACCAUGGCGAGCACGUCAACGCUCAGCACUGCUACCACAGCCACCGCCAAUGACAACAGCAACGAAAACUCGGCUAAUGAAUUGAUGGCCUCAUAUUCUGAUCCACUUCAAAACCUUGGCGGCAGUGGGGGUGAUCCCCACUUUCUGGCGGAUGAUUUCAUCUCCUCGGACAAUGAGGACUUCUUUCGUCGCCUGGAGAGCAUGGAGGGAGACUCUUUCAACAACAGCUCCGAGUCGCUGGACAUGGCCAACGUGGACUUCUCUGGCGGCUGUACCGUCGUCGACGACGUCGUCAGGGAGUUCACCAACAUCGACAAUCUCUUUAGUUCCGGUGGUGGUGGAGGUGGAGGUGGAGAAAUGAGUCAGCUGAAGGUGGACGAGGAGUUGCCGCUGUGCGACGCGAACAUGGUCAACAAGGUACUGUCAGACAUUGAAAUGGAGAAGCUGGACGACAGUCUGCUCGCCUUUGCCAACUCCUCGGCGGACAUCUACUCCUUCAGCUUCGACCACCUGGCGGACCCCAUUUGGCCAGGCAUGGGCACAGCUUCGGAUGCCGUCCUCUCAUCAGCAGGCAAUUUCUCUAAUGGAAAGCAGCUCUUUGAUAGAGAAGGAUGCCUGGUGGGCAGUGGUUAUAUUGGUGGUGGUGGCAACGAGAGGUCAAACCACAACAACAGCAUCAACAACAACAACAUGAACCUAGGACAGCUGAUAAACGAAGGCGGUGGAUACUCACUUGGCGGCAGCGGCAGCAACAACAGCAAUCCAAACGGCCAAAGCAGCCUUUUGGCGGACACCGCCCACGGUUCACUGGCCUCCCUGGUGGCGCAGGGAAAUCCCUCCAAGGCACUGAAGCGGCCUCGCCCUCCUAAAUCGACAAAGAACAAGCCAAAGGCCGCCAACAGCAGCACUGCCGUCCCGGUGUCGCCGCUGUCGAUGGCCAUUCUGGGCGCUAUCGAGACGACGACCAAGUCGCUGGCCGACUGCGGCGGCGGCGCCAGCUGUACGCCCACGCCCACCCUUAGCGGCCUGCUCAUGUCCACCGGAA
Messenger RNA from Rhagoletis zephyria (snowberry fruit fly), 2281 nucleotides. NCBI's taxonomy places the organism in Eukaryota, Metazoa, Arthropoda, Insecta, Diptera, Tephritidae. The record is from RefSeq and is a predicted model, not a curated record.